AUGCUUACCUUCUACUGUUCACACCCCGGUCCUGAGAAACCUCUGGAUCAGUUGACUUCCUAUGUCGCUGACUUCUACAAGACAGGCGAAGUCACAGUUCGCCUUGUACUGGCGUGCGAGAUCUUUGUCGACAUCUUCUUCGUCCUCCGAGACGGCAUCACCUCACCUUUCGUCGCCCUUGACAAAUUUGCAGAUCAAACUUCCAGCUGGCUGAAACGAGACGAUGUGCAUGCAAAGGUCCUGGGAUGCAACCUUGGCGACGAAUACCACGCUACGGCGACGCAGCGCCUGAAACCCUUCGUGGAGCGCUCUGUGAAGCGAGAUGUGGUUGCUGAGUUCAAAUUGGAGUUCGGGAACUCCGAGAGAAGCCAUGAUUUGGCUCCAUUCGCCUUGCUGAAGCACCACCCAAUCCUGUGUGGCAUGAUGCUCUUCCACAUCAGUCGCACCAGGUACCACCUUGGUACAAGCCUCUCGAGUGCUCGUGAAUGCAUGAUGGCCGUGAUGCACAUGUACAAUGCCGCCCUGCAGAAGGGACAUCUCGUCAAGCAAUGGCCUGAUAUCGAGACCAUCAUUGGCUUCUAUGGUGCUCAUCAUGUCUUCGUGGGCGAUCGGUCCGUUACCUCGCAAAGUCCGAUUCAACGCCUGCAAUUUGCUUUUCGGACGUCGCCAACAGCUAUGCGGCAAAAGGUCCGCUCAAUUCACCAUCUCGCAAUUGGUCGCGGAGUCCAUGUCACUAGUAUGAAGAUGAAGCCCAGCCAGCGACGCCAGAUGCACGAGAACACGCCGCUGCUGGCUGCUCUACCCAACGUUUACCACGAAAAAGGAUGCUUGCGUCGCAUGGAACAAUCACUCAACCCUGGGCCGGACUUUCCGAGCACUAGAUACGCAAAGGCGUGGAAGGCGAAGAAUUCCAGCAUCACUUCAACUUACUUGGAGGUCAACUACCACUGUGUCGAACUGCUCAAACGUUUCAAGGACAUACUCGUGUCCAUCCCAAGGAGCCCCUUCGCAAGCCACUUGAAGUCCAACAAAGACCUGUACUGCGUUGCGUACACUGUUCUGCUCUUCGAAGAGCCAGAGUUUACGCUCGUGGGCGACACAAGUGAGAAAUUGGUGUCAUUGCUGAAGAUGGCUGCUACCCAGAUGGAGACUGUUAUCGACCGUGCCGGCAGCAAGGCCAACGACAGCGCACGAGCCUUGUGCCCUACGCAUGUAGGAAGCGCUUCUCAGGUCGGGAGCCUUCCUUCAUCUCCAGCUGCUUGA
Messenger RNA from Saxophila tyrrhenica, 1263 nucleotides. RefSeq lists its product as uncharacterized. NCBI's taxonomy places the organism in Eukaryota, Fungi, Ascomycota, Dothideomycetes, Mycosphaerellales, Extremaceae. The record is from RefSeq and is a predicted model, not a curated record. The transcript has 2 exons. Bases 1 to 1263 code for a protein of 420 amino acids.